AAAGCUUUCUUCAUCAGAUUAUUCAAAAUCACUACCAAUUUGAUUGCAGGAAGAUCCAGUGCUUCUCUCCCAUGGGACUAUUACUUCUAUGGGCGUUCUUUUCCAUCUUCCCGUUCUGUAUAACAUCGACCCUGGAAACUGAACCGCCAUUGGAGUUGAGUCGUCUAACUCGGGAGCUUUUGGAAUCGGCGAGAAAACCAGAGUUCUUCGAGUGGUUGGUUAGGGCUCGAAGGAAAUUGCACGAGAAUCCAGAGCUGUCCUUCGAGGAAUUCGAAACCAGUCAAUUCAUCCGAACAGAGCUCGUGUCUCUUGGGAUUAAUUUCACUUGGCCCGUCGCUAAAACUGGGAUUGUGGCCUCCGUGGGAUCAGGUGGGCACCCAUGGUUCGCUCUUAGGGCUGAUAUGGAUGCUCUUCCUAUUCAGGAAAUGGUGGAGUGGGAGCAUAAGAGCAAGAACGAUGGAAAAAUGCAUGCUUGUGGCCAUGAUGUUCACGUUACAAUGCUUCUUGGCGCUGCUAAGUUGCUUCACCAGAGAAGAAAUGAGCUGAAGGGGACAGUGAAGCUCGUUUUCCAACCUGGGGAAGAGGGACGUGGUGGGGCUUACUAUAUGGUAAAAGAAGGCGCUGUAGAGGAGGUGAAAGGUAUAUUUGGAUUACAUGUCGCACAAGAUAUGACAGUAGGAGUAAUUGGUUCAAGGCCUGGUCCAUUUACGGCCUGUAGUGGUAGGUUUUUGGCCACAAUCCAGGGAAUUGGUGGUCGUCAAGCAACAGAUUCGCUUCUAGCCAUGUCUUCCGCUAUUAUCUCUCUUCAACACAUAAUUUCUCGAGAAACAGAUCCUCUUGAUUCCAGGGUAAUCAGUGUAGGAUUCGUCAAGGGUGGCGAAGCAGGAAAUGUGAUAAUACCCGAAACCGUGACAUUUGGAGGUACUUUUCGAAGCAUUGCAUUGGAAGGUCUUUACAACCUUAAGCAAAGAAUUCAAGAGGUGAUAAAGCUUCAAUCAGCUGUUCAUCAGUGUAGAGCCACUGUAGACUUCAUGGAAGAAAAGGCAAGGUUCUACCCACCUAUUAUCAAUGACCAAUCAUUAUACAACCAUGUAAAGAAGGUUGGACAACAUUUACUUGGAGGCCCAUCAAAUGUGCUUCAUCUUCCUAACACCAUGGGAGCAGAGGACUUCAGCUUCUACUCGCAACACAUUCCUGCUGCAUUUUUCAUGAUCGGAGCUAAGAACAUUACGAUGGAUUCCGGAAUACCGUUGCACUCGCCGUACCUUGUCCUUGAUGAACAAGUUCUUCCACUUGGAGCUGCUCUUCAUGCUGCUGUUGCAAUUUCUUACUUAGAUCAACAUCAUCAUGUGCCCAAUAAUUAAGAGGGAUUUCAUUUGACACAACAACAAUGUCUCAGCUUGUUGAGCCAUCGUCGCAUGUGGUGCUCGAGGUCACCACUCCCUGGUUUAAACCAAGUAGGUUUUUUCUACUACCGGUGUUACGUUGUCUCGUCUCGAAGAUGACCUGUGU
Molecule: messenger RNA, 1512 nt
Organism: Benincasa hispida (wax gourd)
Lineage: Eukaryota; Viridiplantae; Streptophyta; Magnoliopsida; Cucurbitales; Cucurbitaceae
Product: IAA-amino acid hydrolase ILR1-like 3
Biological process (GO): auxin metabolic process
Cellular component (GO): endoplasmic reticulum
Molecular function (GO): IAA-Ala conjugate hydrolase activity
Source: RefSeq, a predicted model, not a curated record